Messenger RNA from Pistacia vera, 2486 nucleotides. Its product is annotated as disease resistance protein At4g27190-like. NCBI's taxonomy places the organism in Eukaryota, Viridiplantae, Streptophyta, Magnoliopsida, Sapindales, Anacardiaceae. Gene Ontology annotation, molecular function: protein binding; ADP binding. The transcript is spliced from 2 exons. The record is from RefSeq and is a predicted model, not a curated record. The coding region runs from base 9 to 2486 and encodes 825 amino acids.
AAUAGGUAAUGGCGGAAAUAGCUACUGCUGUUGCUUCCGAAGCUGCGAAGAAAGCUACAGAGACAGCGAAGGAAUUCAUUUCGCAGAAGAUUUCCUAUGCGCUCAAAUACCAGAGCUACAUAAAGAAGCCAAAGGAGCAAGCUGAGCGGCUCAGAAGAAGAAGAGAUGAUGUGAAAGAAGAUGUUAAACUUGCUGAAAGACAAGGGGAAGAGAUUUAUAAUGAAGUUAAUGACUGGCUGACAGGCGUGGAAGAUUUCAUGGAACGUGUAGCAAAGCUCGCUGUUGAUGAAGAUAAAGCAAAGAGGCGCUGUUUCAGAGGGCUGUGUCCUGAUUUGAUUAAACGAUACAGGCUCAGCAAGGAAGCAGAGAAGGUGGCAGAGGAUGGUGCCAAGCUCUUGGGAAAAGGAAACUUCGCAAGAGUUUCCCACCCCGUUAUUCUACAGAGGACGGCAUCCGUUUAUAUUAGAGGCUAUGAGGCCUUUGAUUCCAGAAUGCCAGUUUUGCAGGAAAUUAUGGAAGCAUUAAAGGAUCCUAAUGUUAACAUGAUUGGGGUGUAUGGGAUGGCAGGCGUGGGCAAAACUACAACGGUGAAAAAAGUAGCUUGGCAAGCCAAGGAAGAUAAGCUAUUUGAUGAGGUGGUCAUGACUACAGUAACACAGACUCCAGACUUUAAGAAAAUCCAAGAAGAAAUUGCUGAUCAAUUAGGCCUAACAUUCGUUGAGCCGAGCGUAUCCGGAAGAUCUCUUCGAUUACGUGACAGAUUUAAAAGGGAGAAGAGGAUUCUAGUAAUAUUAGAUGAUAUAUGGGCUAAGAUUGAUUUGGAUGCAGUGGGAAUUCCUUAUGGAGAUAUUCACGAGGGAAUUGGCCAGGAAAAAGAAGUCUGGAAAGACAGAAAAGAUGAUGAGAGGCGAUACAAGAUAUUGCUUACGUCUAGAGAUCAAUAUGUUUUACGCAAUCAUAUGAAUAUUCAAAAUAACUUCUUGGUUGGUCUUUUAUCGAGCGAAGAAGCAUGGUAUUUGUUUAGAAAGAUUGUGGGCGAUUCUGUUGAAACCUCUGAUUUUCGACCUGUAGCAAUAGAGCUGGUCGGGAAAUGUGCCUGUUUGCCGAUUGCUAUUGAAACAGUAGCAAAGGCUCUAAAAAGUAAGAGUCUUCCAGUUUGGGAGGAUGCCUUGGGUCAACUAACAAGAUCUAAUCCCAGACAAAUUGAAGGAAUGGCUGAAAAUGUGUGUUCUAUUAUAGAACUGAGCUACCAUUUUUUGAAAAGUGAGGAAAAAUCACUAUUUCUACUCUGUGGUUUGUUUAAUGGAAGUCGCGGUAUACUCAUUAGUGACUUAUUAAAAUAUAGUAUGGGUUUGCAUUUGUUUCGAGAUGUUUAUACCUUUGAAGAUGGAAGAAAUAGAUUGCUUACGCUGAUCCAUAAUCUUAAAGCUUCGUCUUUGUUGUUGGAUGGUAUCACCAAUUUUUCUGUUAAAAUGCAUGACAUCAUUCAUGCUGUUGUUAUAUCAAUUGCAUCCUCAGAUGAGUUUAUGUUUAAUAUUAAAAAUGUUGGUGAUUUGAAAGACGUAUUGGAGGAAAAAAUACCCAAAACUUCAACUGCUAUAACUUUGCCCUAUGGAGAUUUUCAUGAUGAGCUUCCUGAGAGUUUGGAAUAUCCGAAGCUCAAGUUGUUUUAUCUAUUCAGCCAAAAUCAGUCUCUACAAAUCCCAGACCUCUUAUUCCAAGGGAUGAAAGAACUUCAAGUUUUGGAUUUGACUGGAAUUUGUCUCCUACCACUACCUUCCUCACUCCGCUGCCUAGAAAACCUUCAAACACUGUGUUUGGACGGUUGUCUACUAGGAGACAUAGCAAUAGUUGGAGAGCUUAAGAAAUUAAAAAUUCUUAGCCUCGUAGACUCUGACAUAGAAAAGUUGCCUGGAGAAAUUGGACAAUUGACUCGGUUGAAGAUGCUAGAUUUGAGCAAGUGCUCAAAUUUGAAAGUAAUUCCACCGAAUGUCAUUUCAAGCUUGUCUCGAUUAGAAGAACUAUAUAUGGGCAAUAGCUUCCUUCAUUGGGAGAUUGAAGGACUAAUCAACAAUCAAGAACGAAAGAAUGCUAGUGUUCUUGAGUUGAAGCAGUUGUCUUGUCUUACCACUCUAGAGAUACACCUUCAUGAUCUCCAGAUUAUACCACAAGACUUGUUUUCAGAGAAGUUGAAAAGAUAUAGAAUACUUAUAGGAGAUGUGUGGGAUUGGAGAUGGUAUGCUACUUAUGGUGAAACCUCGAGAAUGUUGAAAAUCAAGCUCAACAACAGCAUUUCCUUGAUCCAUCGAGUUAAAAUUUUGUUGAAGAGAACUGAAGAACUCCAUUUAGAAUUGAAUGGUGUUAAAAAUGCUAUUGAUGAAUUUGACGAGGAUGGUUUUGCACAAUUAAAGCAUCUUCAUGUGCAAAAUGGUCAUGAGCUCUUAUAUGUGAUGGCGAACACUAUGCGGAGUCUUUCAGCAAACUAA